This is a messenger RNA of Cydia splendana, 962 nucleotides long. RefSeq names its product sentrin-specific protease 8. The record is from RefSeq and is a predicted model, not a curated record. Bases 40 to 681 code for a protein of 213 amino acids. Gene Ontology annotation, molecular function: cysteine-type peptidase activity; deNEDDylase activity. The transcript has 2 exons. Gene Ontology annotation, biological process: proteolysis; protein deneddylation. NCBI's taxonomy places the organism in Eukaryota, Metazoa, Arthropoda, Insecta, Lepidoptera, Tortricidae.
CUAUAACUGAAGAAGUAAAUCAAAUCUAAGCCAUUAGAAAUGGCUCAAGCGACCGUAGUACUGAGUUUCCAUGAAAUCCUUCUCCAUCAGUCAGAUGUCGAUCUUCUGGACGGGCCAUAUUGGCUCAACGACACAGUAAUAUCAUUUUACUUCGAAUAUCUAGAACGAGUAUUAUUCACUAACAACGAUGAGUUACUAUUUGUAACUCCGGAAGUGACACAAUGUAUAAAAAUGGUUGGAACGGAUGAAAUCAAUACUUUUUUGGAACCACUUGGUAUAAGUAGGAAGAAGUUUGUUUUCUUUGCGCUAAAUGACAAUAAUUUGCCGGACAUGGCAGGAGGCUCACACUGGAGCCUCUUAGUGUACUCCAAGCCAGAGAGCUGUUUUUACCAUUUGGACUCCUCAUCAGGGAGCAAUCACAAUGUGGCAUGGGAGUUUGCCAGUCAUUUAAUAUCAUACUUUUCACCUACAGGUUCAAUAAACUUUGUAGACAAGGAAUGCCUCCAGCAAAGUAAUGGCUAUGACUGUGGAAUCCACGUGAUUUGCAACACAGAGAGGCUGGCUGAAUGCGCCCACAGAAACGGCCAUAUUGGCAUGUGUGACAUGACAAUCAAGAUCUACCCUGGAUCCAAGAGAAGAGAGAUUCUUGAAAUUAUUAGAAACUUGACCAGUUCUCAUUGACUAUAAAGUCAUGAUACAUUUCACUUAAAAAGUAGCUUGCAAUAUAACACGUAGCUUAGUAAUUUUGAAAUAAUAACAAGCCUUCCCUUCUCACUUUUAAAAAUAUGUUUUCUUUUAUAAGGUAUUCAGAAACAGAAAAUAUGAUACCAAUUCGUUACAAUCCUUCGGUGGGAAUCAAAACAAACUGCCCUAGCCCUUCCCUCUCUCUCCCACCCGUACGACUUCCUCAGCCCCCGAUUUCGAGUAAUUCGCGCGCGCAAUUAAGCAUAAUGAUACCUACA